Messenger RNA from Perognathus longimembris pacificus (Pacific pocket mouse), 2141 nucleotides. It is a transcript of the gene Cpne7, whose product is annotated as copine 7. The record is from RefSeq and is a predicted model, not a curated record. Gene Ontology annotation, molecular function: calcium-dependent phospholipid binding. The transcript has 15 exons. Lineage: Eukaryota; Metazoa; Chordata; Mammalia; Rodentia; Heteromyidae. Gene Ontology annotation, biological process: cellular response to calcium ion. Bases 95 to 1765 code for a protein of 556 amino acids. Gene Ontology annotation, cellular component: plasma membrane.
GCGGCCACGCCCGGCCCGUCCACCAUUUCUCGGGCGGCGGAGGCGCGGGCCGGGGCCGCGGCACGGCGCCCACGGGGCCGGCUCGGGCGGCGGCAUGAGCGCGGGCUGCGAGCGCCCGGCGGGCCCCGGGCCGGUGCCCGCGCCCUGCGCCUCCAAGGUGGAGCUGCGGCUCAGCUGCCGGCACCUGCUGGACCGCGACCCCCUGACCAAGUCGGACCCCAGCGUGGUGCUGCUGCAGCAGGCGCACGGCGAGUGGGUGCAGGUGGACAGAACUGAAGUGGUGAAGAGCUGCCUGCAUCCGGUGUUCUCCAAGGUCUUCACUGUCGACUACUACUUCGAGGAAGUGCAGAAGCUGCGCUUCGAGGUGUAUGACACCCACGGGCCCACUGGGCUCAGUUACCAGGAUGACGACUUCUUGGGGGGCAUGGAGUGCACCUUGGGGCAGAUUGUGGCUCAGAAGAAAAUGACACGGGCAUUGCUGCUGAAGUUUGGCAGAAAUGCUGGCAAGUCCACAAUCACGGUGAUCGCUGAGGACAUCUCCGGGAACAAUGGCUACGUGGAGCUCUCCUUCCAGGCCCAGAAGCUGGAUGACAAGGACCUCUUCAGCAAGUCGGACCCCUUCCUGGAGCUGUAUCGGGUCAACGAUGAUGGAAGCGAGCAGCUGGUGUACAGGACAGAAGUGGUGAAGAACAACCUUAGCCCAGUGUGGGAGCCCUUCAGGGUGUCACUCAACUCCCUGUGUAGCUGCGAGGAGACCCGCUCUCUGAAGUGCCUGGUCUGGGAUUACGACUCUCGAGGGAAGCACGACUUCAUCGGGGACUUUGUCACCACCUUCGCGGAGAUGCAGAAGGUUUUCCAGGACGGCCAGGCCCAGUGGGAGUGUGUAAACACCAAGUACAAGCAGAAGAAGCGCAAUUACAAGAAUUCUGGGGUGGUGAUCCUGGCAGACCUGAAGCUCCACAGGGUCCACUCCUUCCUGGACUACAUCAUGGGUGGCUGCCAGAUUCACUGCACAGUGGCCAUCGAUUUCACGGCUUCCAAUGGCGACCCACGGAACAGCUGCUCCCUGCACCACAUCAACCCCUACCAGCCCAACGAGUACCUGCGGGCCCUGGUGGCCGUGGGCGAGGUCUGCCAGGACUAUGACAGUGACAAGAGGUUUUCUGCUCUGGGAUUUGGAGCCCGAAUUCCUCCCAAGUAUGAGGUGUCCCAUGACUUCGCCAUCAACUUCAACCCCGACGAUGAUGAGUGUGAAGGAAUCCAGGGGGUGGUGGAGGCCUACCAGAACUGCCUGCCCAAGGUCCAGCUCUACGGCCCCACCAACGUGGCACCCAUCAUCACCAAGGUGGCGCACAUGGCAGCGGCCGAGGAGCACACUGGGGAAGCCUCCCAAUACUACAUCCUGCUGAUCCUGACGGACGGCGUGGUGACCGACAUGGCGGACACCCGGGAGGCCAUUGUGCGCGCCUCCCACCUGCCCAUGUCCAUCAUCAUCGUGGGGGUGGGCAACGCGGACUUCACCGACAUGCAGAUCCUGGACGGGGACGACGGUGUCCUGCGCUCGCCCCGGGGCGAGCCCGCGCUCCGGGACAUCGUGCAAUUCGUGCCUUUCCGAGAGCUGAAGCACGCGUCCCCUGCAGCUCUGGCCAAGUGCGUCCUGGCAGAGGUGCCCAAGCAGGUGGUGGAGUACUACAGCCACAAGGCGCUGCCUCCUCGUAGCCUCGGCGCCCGAGCAGGCCAGGCCAGCCCCGGCCCGGCCUCCUGAGGAAGCCACAGAGGACGCCGGAGCUGUCCCUUGGAAGCUCUGAAGCCCCAGUGACCUCCGAAACCUCUUGUUCCCCAGCCCAGGUCCCACCCCUCCUCCCCCAAGGGCCCUGCACCAGGCCCAAAGCUUCAGACCUACCCAGGUACAGAAAGAGCCACUGAGAAUGGGAGGGGCCAGCAGCUGGUCCCCCAAAGGAAAGGGGAGGCGGGGGAGGGUGGAGAGGAGCUUUCAGCAUCUGGUCCUCGUGCACACCCCACACCAUGUGGCUCCACUUUGCUCCAGCGGGCGCCACCCCACCUCACCACCCACCCUGCCCUCCAUGUCUGUGACCUGGAAACCUAUGGAGACUGUAGCUAACACCUGGGCCAAUAAAGCA